Molecule: messenger RNA, 4407 nt
Organism: Conger conger (European conger)
Lineage: Eukaryota; Metazoa; Chordata; Actinopteri; Anguilliformes; Congridae
Gene: stard3nl
Product: STARD3 N-terminal like
Exons: 9
Coding region: 226-909 (227 amino acids)
Source: RefSeq, a predicted model, not a curated record
UCCUUUACGAUUGAAACAAGGGUGCAGGCAUACUCUUGUAUUAUCGUAGAAAAUCUUGGAGUGAUGAACUGUAACAUCAUUGCACAUCUGGAAAAUAACAGGAUAGUCACUGAUCUGUAGGUAGCUGGCUAUCUGGCUAGCUACCUGAGUCUUGGUUCUAAGCCUGCAGUGGCCAUGUUGUCCAAGCCUGGCUCCAGUGAGCAUUGAUCAAGGUCCAGUCUUGCCAUGGACAGCCUCUUGAGCAGCAGCCAGGAAUCGCGGGCCACCCUACGGGGCCUGUCCUCCAUCAACCCCGGCUCCUUCUCAGCGCGAGUGGAGUCCUACGAGGCCGGCGAGAAGAAGUCCAUCUCCGACGUCAGGAGGACCUUCUGCCUUUUCGUCACUUUCGACCUCCUCUUCAUCACCCUGCUCUGGAUAAUAGAGCUCAAUGUUAGUGGAGGUAUCCCAGAGCAGUUGAAUAAAGAAGUCCUCCAUUACGAUUACCAUGCCUCCUUUUUUGAUAUAUUUAUCCUGGCUGUGUUCCGCUUUGCGGCUCUUAUACUGGCCUACGCUGUCUGCAAGCUGCGGCAUUGGUGGGCCAUUGCGAUAACAACAGCCGUCACUAGUGCCUUCUUGAUAGUGAAAGUCAUUCUCUCAAAGCUCCUCUCCCAGGGAGCGUUUGGGUACCUCUUACCCAUCAUCUCCUUCAUCCUGGCCUGGAUCGAGACCUGGUUCCUGGACUUCAAGGUUCUGCCCCAGGAGGCUGAGGAUGAGAACCGGUUGCUGUCGGUGGCAGACACUUCAGAGAGGGCCCCCCUCAUGUACCCCGGCCCCCUUUCGGACGGACAGUUCUACUCUCCCCCCGAGUCAGUCGCAGAUUCUGAUGAAGACAUAGAGGAAAAACAUGACCAUGAGAAGCCAGUUAUUUAGCAGGAAUACAAGCUAAUAAUUGGGAGGUGCCUGCCGUCAUUGACAGCCCAAUGACUUAAUGACUCAAGUCCAAGUCCAGCGACAUUGGCUGCCCCACGUUCUGCAAUUGCCCUGGUUACCACUAUCCUCUCCUGUCACGGAAGGUCACACUGCCUUACAACUGCUUCCAAACUCUACUGUAUUCUUCCACCUGUGGUUAGUGCACUAACUUCCAAAGCAGUUCAAUGUUCUCACCUUUUUCCCCAACAAGGACAAAAAAAAAAGGUGUACCCUUUUUAAGAAUGAAGUAGCUACGUUCUCAAGAAAUAUAUAUAUAUAUAUAUAUAUAUAUAUAUAUAUAUAUAUAUAUAUAUAUAUAUAUAUAUAUAUAUAUAUAUAUAAAAACCCUGAAACAGUGUUGUGGCACACGUGUAAGCCGUUCCUGAUGUUUACAUUUUUAUAUGGUUAUUAUUUAAAGUUCACAAACGGGCCUUGUGAACACUGUGAUCGUCACCUUCGAGUUGAAGAUGCACUGGAUUACCACGCAUGCCUGGGACAGACCUGCGUCGUCUUAGCUCCUGCAUCCCCCCCAAAACAUCCAUUUCUAACACUGGCACGUUUCACUUUUACGUUUAUUUAUUAUAAUCAUCGCAAAUUGCUGUGCCCUUUGAAGCUAAAAUUUGAAAGCUUUGCAUUGGCAUUGCAUUACCGUGUGCAUGUAAUCAUGUGCUUUAGAUAUCACUUCAGUCUCAGAAAGCUAAGAGAUGCAUGGUCCCUUCUAUAAAUCACUUUCCUCUCCCGUCUCUUCAGACUGCUUGAACCCCUGUCGAAUAGCGAAUGUUGCGCAGUGUCUGUGGAAUCCGAGACUUAUCCGUUCUGACUGGGGGAAAAAAAGCCAAGGAAUGCCUAAAUAUGGUUAUGUGAAGCAAUAUGACUGCCGUAAUUGGAGUGGAAGACGUGUUCAACUGUAAUCACUAUAUCUGAAACAUGGAUAAAUCGGGCAUCGAGCGGCCAUCGUUUAUACAACAACAAAUAGCUAUGUAGAUGCUGUAUUGCAUAUGUAGGUGCAGUAUAUAUGACAGUAGUAUGUAAGUCAAGAGGCCCUGUAGAAACACCCAUUGAAAAUGUUCUAACCCUUGGAAUCAUGUGCAGAAUUAAAAUGAUCUAAAGAUUACUAUUAAAAUAACCUUUUUUUGUUAACUUACAUAAUGUAAAUGACGUGCUUCUAUAUAUUUUUUAUUAUAUUUGUAUUUACAGGGUGCCAAUACGAUUGUUUGCCUCUUUUCUGAUUUCAUUAAAAAAAUAAAAAAUUCAGGAGAGAACCAUCUCUUCGAUUUAAAUUACAAUUUUUCAGGAAUCAAGAAUUUCGCGUUUACACAGUGCUUGAUUGGGUUCAUGGUAAAUAAUGUCAGUGAAUUUGAUUUUUUAAAAAGAUUUUUUGAUAAUUUUUAAUAUUGAGCUGGAAUCAUUUUGUACACAACUUAAACACAUUUAGUCCUCUUAAGACAAAUUGGCUUUACUGUAGCAUAAUAUCAUGAGCAAUGUUUAAGGGGGAGUCAUUCACAAAUUAUUUCCGAUAAUAGUAGUACAAGUGUAUUACACAGGAUGCCCAUGUUAUAUCUACCGUAAAUGAAACAAAACAAUCUAGUGGAAGUUUUGUCAGGGUUAGGGGGCGACCACACCAAACGUGCUUUAUCGGCAUGAAAACGCAACUAUUUUAUGAAGCCUACUCUGUUAAAAAGAAAUAAAAAGAAAUAAAUAAAUUGCUGGAGGUGUCUUUUCUGCUGUUGCAACCACACUCGGCUCCCGUCAAAAUUGCUGAUGUUCUUAACGAUAUUAAUGGUAUUAGCUAAAGUAAUUACACCAGAAUGUUUGGUGUCUUAGGCCUAUUUGUUUUUUCAAAACAAUAGAUAAGCGGAGGGCACUCGCGUUUGCUCUUUUGGAGAGCGAGCGACAGAAAGAGUUAAAAAAAACAACACUACCUUUGUGAAAUUGUAUGUGGAUGAGGCAAAACGGUGUCAACAGCAGCAACCAAUUUCUCCUCCAUAUUUGUUUACAAUGGAAAAGAAAAACCCUGUUUCUAUUCUUAUGCAUUUGGACAGCGGAGAAAAGAAUGUCAGUUACAUGCGGCAUUUUUUCUUGGAGCACAGGAAAAUAGGAGAAUUUGCAGCUCUGUGCACCUAAAGACAGCGAGGUGCCCGGGGGAUAUAAACGUGAAGCACAUGGUGCACAAAAGCCAUGUAGGAAACACUUCAAACCCAUUCAAAAUAAUAACAAAAAAAGCACUGAGCUGUUAGUUGGUGUGAUCGGCCCCUAAUUCUCCCCUUUUUUCUGGCUAGGUCACAAUUUAACUGAAAUGUUAUUGGCUUAUUUUAUUUUUUUUAAUAGUUUUGGUUUCAUUUCAGUGAUUUUUAUUGAAAUGUAUAUUUUAAAAUGUAUUUCUAAAAAUAACAUUUGCUCAGAUUUGUUACUCAAUGUUAAGGUUUAUUGCAUUGCAUUUACAUUGAAUAAAGGUCUCAAAGACAAAAUGCUUUGCACUUUAGUUGUCCCCAGAAUGUACCAUUUUUAGCAUGGAUGUGCUAAAUAAUCGGAACGUUCAUAAAGAUGUUUAACAAUGUUCUUUCUAUUGUUAAAAUUUCCAGAAAUAACCGUUAUAGCACAUUUAACAUGAAACUGUCCCUAAAAUGUGAAUGGUGAGUAGCUCUUCCUUUCUUUAUAGAUGACAUAAAAUUAAAAAUUAUCUAAAAUUUCCCUUGGGAUGAAUAAAGUGUCUAUCUAUCUAUCUAUCUAUCUAUCUAUCUAUCUAUCUAUCUAUUUAUCUACAUUGUGAAGGAUAUUAGCUGCAUUUAGUAAAGCUUUGAAUAAUGAAAGCAGAUUACACUGUAAAUCUAAAAUGAAACUCUAUUUUUGUUUUGCAUAAUUGUUUGUUGCAUUUUUUGCAUUUCCCUCCACUACAAUGAAAUGAAAUGGCAUUUUCAUUUUGAUAUAGUGUAAGCACUAUAUAUCCAAACUGCCAUCCAUUUAUUGAAACGGCUCUGCAAAAUUAUUAUUAUUAUUAAUUAUUUGCAUUUUGUGUAACAAAAUGACAAUUGAACUCCAGGCUCAGCCAAACGCAGUACACUUUGGCUUUAAUAUUUGCAGUUUAUGAAUUUUUCAAUAUGAUCAUCAAAAUGACAAUGCCAAUAAUACAACAACUGUGACAGUUAUGCAUUAGUUGUUAUUCAAAGUUAAAGACACUUCAGGGUUAGAUGGAUUCUGGGCUGGGAGAAACACCUGUAUUUUGAUAUGCGAUCACGUCUAAACUGUAAAUUGCUUCAAUGUAUCUAAUUGACAGUAGUAGUAUUUGAGAAAUGAAUAUGUGGAUAAGACACUGUGGUAGUGCAAGGAUGGUUAUGAGGUACUGUGGAACAGAGAACAUUGUGUUCAGGAGGUGAGAAACUGUCCCCCUUUAAUGCAUGAAUGCAUGUUCUGUGUCCAGAUUUCCAGUCCCCAUCCAUUAAUAAAAUAUAUUUAUGCCUC